AACUUACACAUGAAUGAAUCACCCAGAGGGCUCCGCGGGGGGCCCGCCUCUGCCUCUGGGUCUCCCCUGGCACCUGAGCCACAGCACUUGGGCUGUGCACAUUCCUGAGCACCAGGCCUGUUGGUUCCAUCAGUGGAGUGGGAGGGAUGCAGACAAGGCCAGGAGCUCGCACGCUGAAUGGCCGCUGCCGUGUGGUGCAGGAAGUUUUAUCUUACCUGCCCCGAGCCUGACUUCCCAUCAGCACAGUCCAGCUUCCGCCCAGGGUUCUAUGCAGCCUGUCUACUUGUGAACUUGGAUACACUGCUAGCCCUGUGCCGGGGGCGUGUCUGUGGCCAGCUUUACCCGUGGGCUCAUCACUCUGCCUCGGAACCCUCAGAGCCAUCCCCGUGGGCAGGCAGAGCCCUGGUCUUUCAGUGCUCAUUGAGUGUAUCUAAUACUGGGAAAUGCUCCCAGAGGGUGUCUCAGCCCCCAAGGAACUCGUGAGCUCAGGGAAAGCCAGUAAGACUUGAGAACAAGACAGUGGAGACGUGGAUCAGUGCUGAAUUCUGGUUUAGAUGGUAGGAGACACCAAAGGGAGGGAGUUUCUCCUGAGUAGCUGCCCAUGAAGGCGGGAUUGGUGCUCUGACUUGGAAGAAGAGUAGGGGCUUCCCGCCGCGGGAGAAGUCCCAGAGCUGCGCUGGGCAGAGGGAACACCAGCACGUGGUGAGGGGCUGCCAUUGAGACAGGUCCUCUGCUCCACCAUGAGGGGCCUGGAGCCAAAUGGCCUAAGACAGUCUGUCCUAAGCAUACAGGACCUUGCUUGCGGGAGGAUGGCGUCUGCGGAGCGAGCUGCUGGGAUCAUGGGAGCGAGGACGACUCCCACCGCCACGGCCAAGGGGGCCCGCGCACUGAGACUAAGAUCCAGUCUGUUAGGGCCUUCGGAGCCCUGUAGCUGAGGUGCUAAGGGACAGGCCUUCAGCACCCAGAUUUAUCACUGGAAGCACACUUAAGGCCACAAAAUACACAUUUCUAAAAUUAUGAGGCCUACUUAGUGCUGUGGUGGGUUAAGCCACUGCCUACAAUGCUGGCAUCCCAUGUGAGUACCUGUUUGAGCCCUGGCUGUUCUACUCCCAAAUACAGUGCUCCGCUAACGCAGCUGGGAAAGGAGCAGAAGAUGGCCCAAGCAUUUGGGCCCCUGCCACCCGUGUAGGAGACCGACGGGUUGCAGGCUCCUGGCCUGGCCCCAGCUGUUGCAGCCGUUUGGGGCAUAAACCAGUGAAUGCAAGAUCAGUGUCUCUACAACUCUCUUUUUAAAAAGAUUUAUUUUUAUUUGAAAGGCAUAGUUACAGAGAGAGGGAAAGACAGCUUCCAUCCACUGGUCCACUCCCCAACUGGCUGCAACAGUGUGGGGCUGGGCCGGGCCGAAGCCAGGAGCUUCUUCCACAUGGGUGUAGGGGCCCAAGCACCUGGGCCAUCCUCUGCUGCUUUCCCAGGUACAUUAGCAGGGAGCUGGAUCUGAAGUGGAACAGCCGGGAUUUGAACCGGCACUCAUGUGGGAUGCUGGCAUGGCAGGUGGCAGUCUUAGCCACUAUGGCACACCACCAGUCCCAACUCUGCCUUUCAAAUAAAUAAAUCUUUAAAUAAGAUGAGCACUCCCUUAUUUUGGAUUCAGAAUCGCCCUCAGGACCUUUUUAAUUUAUUUGAAGGACAGAGUGAUAGAUUUUCCAUCUGCGUAUUCACUCCUCAGAUGCCUGCAACAGCCAGAGCUAGCCCAGACUGAAGCCUGUGUGUGCGCUCCAUCAGGGCCUCCCACGUGGGUGUCAGGGCCCCAGCUACCUGGGCCUCGUCUGCUGCCUUCCCAGGUGCAUUGGCAGGAGACGGGCUUAUCAGCUGGCACUCCGAUAAGAAUGUGGGCUGUGGGUGUCCCAGGCUUAGCCUGUUGUGCCACAACACCUGCCCUCCUCCUGGCCUUCAAACACCUUAGCAUGUCCCUUGUAACCGGAUGUUCAGAACUGGAGGGGGAGGUAAGCGCAGUGAAGUGGGAUCUCCUGCUUUCACACACUGGCAGGGGACGCUUGUCUGUGCAUCCACUCUUCCUGUUCUUUAAUCACAGCAUUCAAAACAAAAAACCUGAAAUGUUUGUUCACACAUAGGUACUAAGUGAGACAGUGAACAUUUUUCUUCCCUAUGCAGCCCUCUUCCACAAGGACCCCACACAGAAGUGAACAUCCAUUCUUUGUGUGCUUCUAGCUUCCUAGCCACUCUGCCCCACCUGCCGUCAGCCCAAGCCUCCCUCCAUGCCACAAGCACUGAUUCCACUUUCUGCUUUUCAUGCCCUUUCACUUCCCCCCACCCUCCCCAGUGAAAUCGCAGCCAGCCAGCACCCACUUACUCCAUGAAGCCGCCUCUGGCUGUGGCAGCCCUCCAGCUGUAGUCUCCCCUAAUUUCUUAAUGCGAACCACUCUUGUGGUUCUUCAGUGCUGCUGCAGGGCUCCUUGGGGGCGGGAGCCUGGGGUCCUGAACCCUCCUCUCCCCGGCUCUGAGCCAUGCUGAGCCCAGAGUGAUUCUCUGGAGUUGUGUGAACUUUGUGUACAUUCACCGGGAGGUGGCUGAGUCGGGGAAGAGGGUCCGGUGCAGGGUUUCUUAACUCAUAGAUAGGAAAUUACCCAGGGGAGGGGGGAGAAGAGAGAGCAAUUAGCCUCUUUCAAGAUUAACCCUGAGCACAUUCUGGAUGGAGUUGAGCCAAGCCCCUCCCCUCCCACCCCAGGUGCUGGCGUCCAGCCCCACCUGGCAGGGCAGCUGACUUCGUAAAAGUGGCUCCUAGGUGUGAGUGGAGCUGGUCUUAGGAGCAGGAGGAUGAGCGCGGAGCGUGGGCAGCAGCAGCAGCAGGCCAGCAGCCGCAGGGGCCGCAGCUCUGGGAACAAGAAGUCCAGAAAGCGUAGCAAGCGCAAGGAAACCUACUCAAUGUAUAUCUACAAGGUGCUGAAGCAGGUGCACCCUGACAUCGGCAUCUCCGCCAGGGCCAUGAGCAUCAUGAACUCGUUUGUGAACGAUGUCUUUGAGCGACUGGCUGGCGAGGCUGCCCAGCUGGCCCAGUACUCGGGCCGCAGCACACUGACCUCCCGGGAAGUCCAGACGGCCGUGCGUCUGCUGCUGCCUGGGGAGCUGGCCAAGCACGCUGUGUCUGAGGGCACCAAGGCCGUCACCAAGUACACCAGCUCCAAGUGACCUGGGGCCUGACCCGAAUAAAGGAUGAGCUAUUCCUGUGCACUGUGCUGAUUGCAAAGAGGGCUAGGUGAAGGAGGCCACGGCCUGUGGCAACGGGACUCUCACCUUUUGAGACUAACCAGUGAACAGCACGCGCUUCCUGUUCUGUAAAAACCACAUCCGCGAGCAACAUGUGACGGUAACUGUGAAUGUAAAUUGGUCUAAUUGGUAGGGAGCUGAAGUAGGGCUUGGCAUGAGGACCAGAGCCCGGGUUUACUGCUGGCGUCUCCCUCUCUGGGUGGCCAUUGCUAUGCCUUUGUGAUGCCCAUUUCCCGCCAGCUGCUGUUCCACUCUGGAUGACAGGCGCUGCGCUGGGCGAAGGGGCUACACAGAUCCGCUCUCUAAGAUGCAGACCGGCCCCUAGAGAACCUGCGGAGAUCAGGAUUGUCCAUUUCCCCCUGACGUCUUCUUUCCC
Molecule: messenger RNA, 3661 nt
Organism: Oryctolagus cuniculus (rabbit)
Lineage: Eukaryota; Metazoa; Chordata; Mammalia; Lagomorpha; Leporidae
Gene: H2BK1
Product: H2B.K variant histone 1
Cellular component (GO): nucleosome
Molecular function (GO): structural constituent of chromatin; protein heterodimerization activity; DNA binding
Source: RefSeq, a predicted model, not a curated record